GCGAAUCGCAAGGCCGUCGGCGCUACGGGCCGCUUGCAGACAUGGCAUCCGGCCCAUGUCGAGCCAAUUCGGCUUCCAGUCGCAGUGCAAUGCCCAGCCGGCGGAGCAGCAGACGCCACGCGCCAUAUCACUUCCCAUACCCUACGUGACCGAGACCACGGGUGGAGGCUGGAAAACCUCAGACAUCUUCUCGCGUCUUCUCCAAGAGCGCAUCAUCUGCCUGAACGGCGAAGUAGACGACUACAUGUCGGCCAACGCCGUGGCCCAGCUCCUCUUCCUGGAAGCCGACAACCCGGAGAAGCCCAUCUCCAUGUACAUCAACAGCCCCGGCGGCAGCGUCAGCGCGGGGCUGGCCAUUUACGACACCAUGAACUACAUCCGGUGUCCAGUGAGCACGAUAUGCAUGGGCAUCGCCGCGUCCAUGGGCUCCUUGCUUCUUGCUGGCGGUGCCGAGGGCCAGAGAUACAUCCUGCCACAUGCUCGCGUCAUGAUACACCAGCCCAGUGGAGGCUACCGUGGCAAGGCGAGCGACAUUGCGGACCACGCAAAGGAGAUUCUACGGAUACGGGACAAGUUGAACAGAAUCUACCUGACCCACAUCACCAAGAAGCGCACUCUCGAAGAGAUUGAAAAGUACAUGGAACGUGACUAUUUUAUGGAUGCGCAGGAGGCGGUCGACUUUGGCCUUGUGGAUAAGAUACUCGAGCGAAGAGAGGCCCCGGCCAAGGAAGGGGAGAAGAAGUAACGCUGCCCACUCUGCAAGGCCACUGCGAGCUACAAAAGCAGCACCAGCGAUGAAUGAACACAGUUUCC
Exserohilum turcica Et28A is the source of this 813-nucleotide messenger RNA. RefSeq lists its product as uncharacterized. The record is from RefSeq and is a predicted model, not a curated record. Gene Ontology annotation, molecular function: ATP-dependent peptidase activity; serine-type endopeptidase activity; ATPase binding. Lineage: Eukaryota; Fungi; Ascomycota; Dothideomycetes; Pleosporales; Pleosporaceae. The transcript has 2 exons. The coding region runs from base 56 to 745 and encodes 229 amino acids. Gene Ontology annotation, cellular component: endopeptidase Clp complex. Gene Ontology annotation, biological process: protein quality control for misfolded or incompletely synthesized proteins.